CUUUCAAUCUCUUUCUCUGGGUCCCACACUGUCUUUUUCUUUCCUUCCUGUAGCUAACCUGGCUUUAUUUAAAAGAACCAUGGGGCGACGGAAUGUCAUCAUCCUCGAACAGCGGCCGGAAGAUUUGGAUGCUCUUCCACCUGCGUUGAGACGAAAAUUGUUUUCCAAUCUGGAACGUUUUCGACUAGAGCAGAUGCGACUAGCUCAGACGCAUCCUGGGAAUAAUAGCCGGAGCCACGCCGCUCACCCAAGGCUCCAAAAUGGCCAUUCCGCUGACCCCAUCCCACGAACCAGAACGCCAAAAAUUAAUGCUCCUUGUGCCGCUAGAGCCAAUGGUACGAAACGACGGCUUCGUUCCAAAAAGUAUGCAAGACGGCCAAUUCUAACCAAAGGAAGGAUCCUCUUCCCGCAAAUCCUGAAAAAGCCCGAGACUCUUCAAACCGCCUAUCUGGCUGCUCAGGCUGACUCCCAAUGGUUCCGCUCCUUACCGCCCAAGGUGCAACAGCAACAUUUUAGCAUUGAAGAACGAGCUUGCUUUGGGAGCUGGCGAUCAAGUCUGAUACUCGACGCCGCGGAUCAGGCCCUAUAUAAGCUGGGCUGUCAAGCAAGAGUUUCGUCGGAGUCUAUAUUAUCAUCCGUCCCGAGCGUGACGACCUCCUCUUCUGCCACCUACACCUCCUCUGCUCACCACCCCGACUCAGCGGUCGAUAUGGAUGAUUCAAUGUACGACAGUUUUCGAUGGCUUGACGAAGAUGAGGAUCUCGAUCUUCGACUUGACUAUCAUUCUCACAUUGCCCCCUCGACGCCAAUGCAACCUCACGGCGGCCGAAAACCCUCCUUCAAGCGCACAUGCUCCUUCAGCUCCUCACAAAAAUGUCGGUCGCCGGUAUCAGGGAUGCUCCCCAAACCAAGCCAAUCUCACAAUGUUCCACCUUUCUCUCCGCCCGUCAUUCCUCCGAAGAAACAUCAUCGGCCUUUAUCCCGAUCCGAGCCACCGCCAAGACACGUCUCGCAAACAUCUGUAACAUCGAUCGACCACCCCGCGCAGUACUAUCAAGACCCCGAGGCACGGCUGAAACUGCGGGUUUACCUGGCUUCUCCGCAGAAAUUUGAUGAAGCGAUCGAAUUCGGAUUCCCAUCCUUGGAAUUAAAAGAAGGCUUCAAUUCGCGACUGUCGAUUGAUCGCGAAUGGGCCCUCUGCGAUGAUCGGCGAACGUUUUUCGACAAUGACAGCAAGUCGUUUCUUGGUGAAACGCUCAACGAAACUAACAACGCGUCACUAAACGAUCAAGACCACAAUAGCCCCCCCAACACAUCCUCUAUCGCAUCCACCAUUGUGAACGCGUCCCAUGAAUCAAGAUCCUCCAAACAAUCCACAAGACCUCGUUUGGUUUCCAUAACGCACAAUAACGCCCAGAACAUGAUUGGAAACCGGGAGAUGACACUGAAAAUGACACUGACUAGAGCAGAUUUGAGAACAACUGACCCCUCGACCAUGACUUCUCCGUCCGCCUCAGAAAACGAUGAUCCUCUCCGGUUAGCUGACCUCCCUGCGCCGGAUGAACAGCUCCAUAUAUGGGACACCCCACCUGAGGAUAAAGGGGUAAUGCGAAAGCUUUUACGGAAGUUGAGAAAGCGACGCUGACCCUCUCUUUUUGCGUUUCGUGGUCCCGUGUGUAUAUUCAUUCAGCUUUCUAUUCUCUUCAGUGGAAGUGCAAUGAGCCGAACGAUUCUGCGAUCACCCCUUUUCUCGAAUAUAUUUGGAUAAAAGCACGCCGGCAACGACGAUUGCCAUUCACUCGUAUCUACCAUGGUGUUCCCUUUGCACAGUGAUUUACCCUCUACUAUAUGCUUUUAUUACUGAUUUUUGGUCUACAUCAUUUACUACAUGACUCCUAUUGUAUUACCUUCUUUUCGCUUCUUUUCCUUUCGCCAUUUAGCGAUGAUCUACCUCCUCGACAUGAUUUUCCUAUUGAUCGUGAGACAUCUACACUCUUGAAGCCGGCUGUCACCUUGCAUUUGUCCUUUGAGCCUGCAUUCUGUCCAUAAUUUCUUGUUUCAUUUAGAUAGUGGCCAUAUAUGAAC
This is a messenger RNA of Coccidioides posadasii C735 delta SOWgp, 2085 nucleotides long. RefSeq lists its product as uncharacterized. Lineage: Eukaryota; Fungi; Ascomycota; Eurotiomycetes; Onygenales; Onygenaceae. The record is from RefSeq and is a predicted model, not a curated record.